Anopheles marshallii is the source of this 4329-nucleotide messenger RNA. It is a transcript of the gene Rab3-GAP, whose product is annotated as rab3 GTPase-activating protein non-catalytic subunit. Gene Ontology annotation, biological process: regulation of GTPase activity. The transcript is spliced from 5 exons. NCBI's taxonomy places the organism in Eukaryota, Metazoa, Arthropoda, Insecta, Diptera, Culicidae. The record is from RefSeq and is a predicted model, not a curated record. Bases 1 to 4329 code for a protein of 1442 amino acids.
AUGUCUUGUGAAGUAAAAGUUCUCGCCAGCAUUGACAACUUUACCGAAGUGCAGGAACAGUUCGGUUUGAGUUCGGAAGAAAACUGGCUGAAUGCAGUUUGCUACUCGUUAUCUCCCGCUGGAGACAUUCUGGCACUAGGGCACGGAUCGAUUCUGGUAGUAUUGGCCUCUCGGUGGGAUCGACAGCGGCAGCUCAAUGUCUACAAAAUAGCAUGGCGGGGAGCGAUCGAUAGCUCCAGUUGCAUCAUCACCAGCAUACUCUGCACGCCCAUCGUUGGCCAGGGCCAGAGCUCGCAGACAAUAGUCGACUUUAGUUACAUCAUUGUGGGGCUCGACGAUGGACAGGUGUUGUUUUACGGUGAAAACGGUACGCUCAUUCACUCGCAGAUUUUCCAUCAGGAACCGAUACAAGCCAUCAAGGCACAAAGCGGAAAACAUAUCAACGAAGAGCUCUACGUGCUGUACCCUUCCUGUAGUGUAAUUUUACAGGGCGCACAGGUAUUCCCUUUGUUGCGCAGCUUACGACAACAGAUCAAUCGUUACGGUGCCGGUAGUCCGAAGGUGAAUGAAGCACAGGAAACAAUUGCUUGUCGCAAAUGGAGUUACGAAAAGGGCAUGACGAUAGUGGAUGCCGCAGUCGUUGGACCGCAGAAGAGUUGCACCUUCGAUCAUCUGUUAACGGCCAGCUUGGAAGGUGGGUUCUUCGCGAAAUACAGACAUGCGGCUCCGCAGAACUCGCUGAUAAUUGCUGCCGGUAGCAAACCAUACGUAGGCUUUCAUUACGCCAAGGAAGGAUUUACGCAACCGGUAUUGGCGGAUGUGGCGAGAGCUGUAGCUAGCAAAAUUAAAUCUGCCUUACCUUCGUGGCUUGGCGGUGGUGGUGCUUCCGCUCAACAACAAACUGCCGCAGAACCCCAACUGCCUCCUUCAGAACCGCUAAUAUGCAGAUUCGGAUUAUGCGAUUUGCAACGAAAUGCAUUUGCCGUGUGGCUUGCGCCGAACUACCAGCUGGCAGCCGUUGCGGAUCACCUUGGGCGCAUUAUCCUUGUCGACUGCCAGCGCGGAAUCGCUUUGCGCAUUUGGAAGGGAUAUCGUGAUGCGCAGUGCGGAUUUGUGGAGGUAACAGAGAAGCUACCGAAGGAAUCUUCCUCUUCCUCCACCGUAGGCGCAGGUCGAAAGAUGGAUCGUCAAAAAGCAUUGUUUCUUGUUAUUUAUGCUCCGCGUCGUUCGGUAUUAGAGAUAUGGUCCCUCCGUUCUGGUGGUCCAAAGGUGGCCGCCUUUAGUGCAGCUAAGAACGGCCAGCUGAUAUACAACACCCACAGCCAGAUGGGAGUGACAAGUGGUUCAAGCAAGAUUAAGUACACUGGCCACGGAUGCACCUUUUUCGAUCCGUCCGAUAGCAGUUUGAAAGAGAUCGUGAUACCAUUUCACUGUGCAUUAAGUGAUUCUAAGUCAACACUAGCCAAAGAUCUGCAUUUGCUAAAGCGAUUAAAAGUUUGUUUGAAAUCGGGUGAUGGUAGCGAGUCGGAAGAGUUGGAAGAAAUGACCGACAUGUGUCGGUGUUUCGAGACGGAUGAAGUGCGCCUUCAGUGUGUAGAAAUGUUGGCUAAGCAGCGCAAAAUUCGUCCCAAACUGUUCGCAGCUGUGGUGGAUAUAUUUGCCGAAGUUUCAGUUGAAGGAUCAAUCACGAACACUACGAUCGGUCCAUCGGAAGCAUCGGUACUAAUGGAUGACGAACUCGGUGAUGAUCAGGAAACACAAUCGAUCUGCUUGGCGCCUGGCAAAAGCCCACUUCGUGUGGUGUGUGAGAAUUAUCAAAGAUUAGUCAUGUUUUAUCUGCAUCUACACGGAGAUAAGCCCACGAUCGAGCAUGGUGAUAAAGCCAGAUUGCAGGCGGACAAGAGCGAAGAGAAAUCGAUGGACGGUUCCGAAUCCGAUGAGAAGAUUGUUUUCAGUAAGGACGAGGAAAAGAAAAUGAAUGUACAACUUUCCGAUCAGGAACUUACGGUGAUCGAGCAGUUGAUUGAACUGAUUAGGAUGAACGAGGGUGAGGGACUACAGACGGGUCAGAACGUUACAGUUGGGACCGUAAGCAGUACGGCUUCGAAAGGCGUUAAGUUCGACGAGAGUGCAAGUUCAGGUGUCCGUAAUUCCAGCUUCAUGGAGUACCUUUCUUCGUUCAACGUUACCAAUGAGGAUCUUAUUCUGUUGCGUGACGAUAACGGUGGCAGUACACAUGCAAGUUUAGGGAAGAUCAUUUUUGAAAAGCUCUAUCGAACGGAUUCGAACCGUUUGGUUGGGUUCGUGGAUGCGGCCGAGGCGUGCAGUCUUAUGCCCGAGGAUUUGCUGCGUACAUUCCUCGCAUACUGGCUACGGUUACCGUUCAACUACAACGAUAUUUCCACACUGAUUGAAGACUUGACGCAAUUUAAUGCGGUGCUGCAUCAGAUAUGUUUGCUGGCACGAGAUAAAAUCCUGUUCGAAAAUAAUGCCAUCUGUUUGUGGUGGCAAUCGGUGCGAGAAUAUUUGCUCGAGUCACCAUGUGCAUUGCGUGGGCUACUAGCAGCAUUGAUGUGUCGCAACGAAGCCCUACGGCAUGAAACACGUCGCCGAAGCGAUGAGGAGCAGAUCACGAGUGAACAGUUUGAGCAAGUGUCGCAGGAAGCGUGUCAGUGGAUGCUGUUGAUCUACAAACUAGAGGACGUAGCUAUUCUUGGGAAGAUUCUAGUAGAAAACAUUCGAUGCCGAAACCCACGCUGGCCUACUCUGAAAUAUGAAAAACCGAUCGUUAGCCUCAAGGAAAUUUUAACCGGUGGCAAAGGCAUAGUGUCGGAAUUAGUUGCGAAAUGGGUAUCCUCGACUGGAAUCGAUCCGCCAAUGUUAGUAAUCGAGGUGCCACAGGAAGCAACGGAAAUCGACCCGAAGCCGGUGGCCGGAGAAGCUUCUCCCGAGAAGGAAUCCGAGAAGAACAACAGACGCGAACGGAAUCGACGGUUAGCGUUGAUGAAGGCAAAUCUGUUGCUGACGUCUGAGUAUGGACCGUCUGCAGAGGAUAACGAACAAGAAGAGCUUGAUCCGGUGCUGUAUAACUUGAACAUUCUUCGGCUGCACUUUCCCUUUAGUCUCGAUUCUGGUCAGCUGCUGGCGCAGCUCGCCUGGGAGUACAUUGGAGCGUGGAGUAGAAAUAUGGCAAAUGUGGCCUGUCUGCAAGCUGGGCUUGCAUCGCUCAAAGCUAUCCCACGAUUGCAGUACUCGAUUAAACACGGUCUCUGCUGUAUGAUAUGGAACGCGCAUCUCAAAAUUCCACUCGAAGCCACAAAGAAGCUGGUCAACAAAGUGGGUCGGCUGCCGAAGGAGAAGCUCUGCCUGCAGGAUAUCGGUAUCAGUGAUGCACUUGUGCCACAGUUUCUUGAAUGUUGCCUCGCAUUUUUCGAACAGUUUGCUGGCAGCAUCGACCACGACAAGCUGGAGCUACGUUUCGAGGAUCUGUUGCAGGAAGGACCUGUACCGUUAACGACGCUAGCUACACAACAAUCGUCAGCGAAUAUGGCUUUGUUAAAAUUACAUCAGGAACUUGCGACGGUUCUGCUGAUACUGACGUCGUUCCAUGUGCGCUACGCCAAUAAGCCCAUCCAGCAGCUGUUCGACGGGAUGUCGAAUCAGGCAUUUUUUUCAGAAAUAAAUCGCCAACAGAGCACUACGAAUGCGCUACCCAAGGCGGACCAACUGCUGCGAAAAACGCGACUAGAGUUUCUGUGCCGCACGGUAACGGCAACAAUGGAACUGAUCCACGAGGAUUUGGAAACCGUGUACUAUACGGACCAUAACAGCUGGAUGGACACGAUCGAGCGGCUUGCAGAUGGGUGGGAACUCGAGUUUGGUGACAUUCGCAAGCAUCAGAUAAUCGAACUGUAUGCUUAUGGAUGGGACACAUACGCACACGAGCUACUGGAGAACGUUAUUCCGGACCAAACGUUCUCCAACCUGUUGCUAACGAUAGCGGGUAGACGUUUGGCACUAUACACCAAGGCGAAUCCGACGGCCUGGGGACAGAUCGCUGCCGUCGGUCCACUGCUCACCGACUAUCUCGAUACGCUCGUAAGCAACAACAAUUACGGACCACCGCUGCGUUCCGUCGAGACAGACGAAACCACGCUGGCAACGGCGGCUGGCAGUGAUUUGUUUAUCGAAAAGAUAACGAAACUAACCGAGAAAGCCUUCAACUGCCUGUCGACGGUGGCAGUCAACGCGAAGGGCACCUCCAAGGAAUUACGUGUUGCCGGCUUAAUAUUUGACGCUUGCGCCACCAUCAAAGACCAUCGACAUUAG